Varanus komodoensis (Komodo dragon) is the source of this 2027-nucleotide messenger RNA. It is a transcript of the gene SH2B3, whose product is annotated as SH2B adaptor protein 3. Gene Ontology annotation, molecular function: transmembrane receptor protein tyrosine kinase adaptor activity. The record is from RefSeq and is a predicted model, not a curated record. Gene Ontology annotation, biological process: intracellular signal transduction. NCBI's taxonomy places the organism in Eukaryota, Metazoa, Chordata, Lepidosauria, Squamata, Varanidae. Gene Ontology annotation, cellular component: plasma membrane.
AGACAAGCGUGCGCACAUGCAACGAGACGCCCGAAUGUUUCCAGCCCCAGCAAUGAAUGGUCCCACUCUCCCGCCAGGCGACCCCGCGCACCCCAGCGGCUGGAAUGAGUUCUGUGAGCAGCAUGCCAUCAGCACCGCCAAGGAGCUGGCGCGGAAGUACCUCCUCUUCAUCAGCGAGCACCCUCAGCGCGAAGCUCUGGCCGUGGAGAGCGUCUCCCUCCAGUUCGCCGAUCUCUUCCAGCAGUAUUUCUGCAGUGAGGUGAAGGAUACCUUCACCAUGGACCAGCUCCGCGCCCUGCCCUUCAGCAGGGUGCGGGACUACCGGGAGACCUGCCGGAAGCAGGCCGGCGGCUCCCUGGGGACCGUCGGGAGCAAGGCCGAGGUGGAGCUGGCCGAGCAGGCGGACCGAGGCCCCGAGGCGUGCCGCUGGGCCCAGCCCAAGUCCUGGAGCUCCGAGGAGCUCGUCAGCACGGCAUCGCCCUUGGCCGUGCGGAGGCGCUUCUCCCUGGACCAGCUGCGGAGGAGGUGGCACAGCCUGUUCCGCAGGAGAGCCUCGGAACCCGCCCUGGGUGAGGGGGAGGCGUCGGACUCUGUCCUGAAGUCUGGCUUGGCCCGGAAGAUCUUCCCGUUGGCCCUCGCGCGAGAGCCGGCCUCUCAGGUUCGGAAGGAGGGAUACCUCAAGUACUGGAUGGUGACAGAGGCCGCUGUGGACAGCGGGACCUGCUGGCAAAGGUGCCGGCUGGUUUUGCAGAAAGUGGACUCUUCAGACCACGCGGAGUAUCUGCUGGCACUGUUCGACCCUCCCAAGAGCUCGCGGCCCAAGCUGCAGACCGCCUGCUCGGCAGUCCAGGAAAUCCGGCGCUGCACGUGCCUGGAGAUGCCGGACAACCCACACACCUUCGUGCUCAAGGUGAACGCCUCCACAGACAUCAUAUUCGAGGCCGGAGACGAGCGGCAGCUGCACAGCUGGGUGUCCGAGAUCCAGGCGGGCCUCCCUCCGGGGCCUGAAAGAGCCAGCGUGGAGCUGACCUCAGACACUCACUCGGAGGUGGUGACUGCGAGUCCUACGAACAGCAGUACAGACUCCCUGAAUCAAGGCGCAGCCCCGUCCAGCCUCCUCGAGCAGCCCUGCCAGAAGACGGAUCGCUACCUGUCCGGCUUCCCUUGGUACCACGGCUCUAUUUCUCGAGUCAAAGCGGCCCAGCUUGUCCAGCUUCGGGGCCUUGAAGGACACGGCGUCUUCCUCAUCCGACAGAGCGAAACCCGCCGGGGCGAGUAUGUGCUGACCUUCAACUUUCAAGGAAGAGCCAAGCACCUGCGGCUCUCGCUGACAGAGAGGGGCCAGUGCCGCGUCCAGCACCUGCACUUCACCUCCGUCCUGGACAUGCUGCAUCAUUUCCAGCGCUGCCCCAUCCCCCUGGAGUGCGGCAUGGCCUGCAGCGUGCAGCUGUCCAGCUAUGUGCUGGUCGUCCCACACACGCCAGGCUCCUGCAGCACCGCCCCGCUCUCCCCCUCCGUCCACCGCUGCCGCCCAGAAUCCAGCCACGUCCAGCUGGCCCCCUCCAGCUGCCCACGGACCCACCUGCCGGACAGCCUUCGCCGCAACUCCUCGGGGGAGCAGAUCUUCCACCGGGUGCCCCCCCCAGAAGAGCUGGCCCGAAGCCUCUGGCACAGUGGCCCCCUGGGCGUGUCCCCCGCCUCCCCCUCGGCCCGCCAGUGGGACAAUGACUAUGAGCUGGACUCGCGCGGGAGGGGGCACCUGCGGGCUGUGAGCAACCAGUACACCUCGCUCUGACGCUGCGGCCCAGGCACCCGCUGUUCUCCGCAAGGCCCGGCAGAGGUGCGUCGGUCGAGGACGCGGGCGGCUCACUCCACUCCUGGCGUGACCCUUGGAUUAGGCCUGUUGACGGGCCACUGACGUUUCGCCAUGCAGAAUGUUGUUCUCUCACCGGUUUUGCACACGGCUCUGCCUUCGCUUUUAGAUUUCUUACUGGUACACGUUUUGGAUAAUAGUUGGUUAAUUUUGA